Messenger RNA from Aspergillus alliaceus, 3445 nucleotides. It is a transcript of the gene atgI, whose product is annotated as autophagy protein ATG9. Gene Ontology annotation, biological process: autophagy of mitochondrion; protein localization to phagophore assembly site. The record is from RefSeq and is a predicted model, not a curated record. The coding region runs from base 378 to 3233 and encodes 951 amino acids. Gene Ontology annotation, cellular component: autophagosome; phagophore assembly site. The transcript has 2 exons. NCBI's taxonomy places the organism in Eukaryota, Fungi, Ascomycota, Eurotiomycetes, Eurotiales, Aspergillaceae.
GUGACCGCCUGCAUCAUAGCUUAUCACGAGGACUGCUUGCCAGCCGUCCACCUACACUGGAAAGUCAACUCGCCUCUUCCCUGUCUCACUUUGCCUUGAUAUAUAUCCUUCUGUUCUUCAAACCUAGCACGGCAGGCCUCUCUGAUUCCCUGUUAAAUGGCUUUUGUUUUGCUCUACUAGUAAAAGAGAGCCGGUUGAUUGCGCCGAGUUCCCAUUCGUAUUUAGGUUCAGUUGACCGCCCGCUGACUAUCAUCACUUCUAAUGAAUGACCUUUAAUUGACAUUUGUAUCCCUGCUCAAGGGCAGUUACGAUGCACUGCGGUGUAGGUAGCUUACGCGAAUGUGAUUUGGUGAACGCUGCGAGAUAUUCAGCCCAUCAUGAUGACAUCGAACAUCUUAUCUCGUUUCCUCCCUCCGAACGGCUCACCGUCGGUGUAUGAAACGCUUCGACAACAGGACGCGGAUUCGAACCCUUCGGACGUUGAGGAGCGUGCUGGAUUGGCAUUUGGAGAUGACCAGAGAAGCCAAUUUAGUGACCGUGAGUUAGAGGAAGCGAUGGCCGAUGCUAGGAGAGACGGUAUACGAAGCCCGAGCCCGAGCCCGAGCGAGCCGUUCCUGACUCAACGGAGCCCGCAAAGGAUAUCUAGCAAAGAUUCCGCUAAAACUAGCUCUCGUCGGCGGAAAUAUGGACGUUCUCGGUGGAUGCAUCAUGACCCCGAUGAUGGCGAUGAUGAUGUGCCUCCCUCCCUGUUAGUAGAAGGGGACCAUGAUGACGACGAAAUGAAGUCUCGGCUUCCCCCCCCUCCUCUUUCCCAUCGCCGCCUCGAGCAAGAACAUUCUUCUGCCCCUGGGCCUUCAUCACGGGGGGAUCGGGUUCGUUGGAACACCACUAGAGAACAACUCCCUCUCCAUAAUGGCCACCAGAGGCAGCGUCCCGGGGUAAUCUGGUCGCUGGGGCAUCCGAACCUGGCCACAGUAGAUCCUAAAGAGAAAGCCAUGUGGCUGUGGGCCAACGUGGAGAAUCUAGAUAAUUUUCUGAAGGAUGUUUAUACGUACUUCUUAGGGAAUGGGAUUUGGUCCAUAUUGCUGAACCGCGUCUUGAGCCUCUUGACGUUUGGAUUCGUCGUGGGAUUUAGCACUUUUCUCACCAACUGCAUUGAUUAUCGCAACUUUCGAGGAAGUAGGAAAAUGGAUGAUAUACUCAUUCAGCAAUGCACCAAGAAGAUGUCUAUGUCUUCGACCUUGUUACUCUGGCUGCUGACAGUUUUCUGGAUUGGAAAGGCUUUUCAGUACUUGAUGGAUAUCAGAAGGCUCAAGCAUAUGCAUGACUUUUACUACUAUCUACUCGGAAUCUCUGAUGCCGAGAUCCAGACGAUCUCCUGGCAGGAGGUUGUGAGCCGACUAAUGACUCUUAGGGACGCAAAUCCUGCCACCGCUGGGGCAGUCUCUGCCAGGCAUCGGAAGUUCAUGGGCAGUCAAUCCAAGCAGCGGAUGGAUGCUCACGAUAUCGCAAAUCGACUGAUGCGCAAAGAGAACUACCUGAUCGCUUUGGUGAACAAGGAUAUACUAGAUUUGACUCUCCCAAUACCGUUCCUCCGAAACAGGCAACUAUUUUCACAGACGCUAGAAUGGAACAUUAAUCUCUGCAUUAUGGACUAUGUUUUCAAUGACCAGGGCCAGGUGCGAACCUUGUUCCUGAAGGACACCCACCGAAAAGCCUUGAGCGAGGGUCUGCGGCGGCGAUUCAUCUUCGCAGGCAUCAUGAAUAUCUUCGUAGCCCCUUUUAUCGUUGUUUACUUCUUGAUGCAUUAUUUCUUCCGUUAUUUCAACGAGUACAAGAAGAACCCAUCCCAGAUUGGAUCCCGGCAGUACACCCCCUUGGCCGAAUGGAAAUUCCGCGAGUUCAAUGAACUCUGGCAUCUAUUUGAGCGUCGAGUCAACAUGUCCUAUCCUUUUGCCAGCCGCUAUGUGGACCAAUUUCCCAAGGACAAAACCGUCCAGCUCGCCGGCUUUGUCGCGUUUGUUUCUGGCGCCUUGGCAUCAGUAUUGGCUUUGGUAUCGAUUGUAGACCCAGAACUGUUCCUGGGUUUUGAGAUCACGCAUGAUCGCACUGUUCUAUUCUACUUGGGUGUUUUUGGCUCUGUAUGGGCUUUUGCCAGGGGCUUGGUCCCGGAAGAGACGAAUGUUUUUGAUCCUGAGUACGCACUUCUUGAAGUGAUCGACUUCACCCACUAUUUCCCGAACCAUUGGAAAGGGCGGUUGCAUAGUGACGAAGUUCGGAAGGACUUUGCUAUGCUUUAUCAGAUGAAGAUCGUCAUCUUCCUGGAAGAGAUCCUGAGCAUGAUUUUCACGCCAUUCAUUCUUUGGUUCAACCUGCCUAAAUGCAGUGAUCGCCUUAUUGACUUCUUCCGAGAAUUCACCGUGCACGUGGAUGGCAUGGGAUAUCUCUGUUCAUUUGCGGUAUUUGAUUUCAAAAAGGGCACUAACGUCAUCUCUCAAGGCGGCACAGGACGACGAGAGACCGGAAAGCAAGACCUCCGGACAGACUACUUCUCCACCAAGGAUGGCAAAAUGCUUGCAUCGUACUAUGGGUUUUUGGAUAACUAUAGUGGCAGCCGCCCUAGGAACCCGUCCACUCGGCGUCAUUUCCACCCCCCACCUGCAUUUCCAACGCUGGGGUCGCCGUCCGCCGUUGAAAUGGGCAAUAUCGGCAACCGGCUCGACCGAACACAAACACGAUAUGGCCCGGGGGCUGGUUUAAUGGGUCAACAGUCAGGGUUAGGACCUGGCUUCGGGGCUGCAGGAUUUGGUGAUCACGCAUCGCCCGCACCAUCCAUUCUCCUCGAUCCGCAUCACCAGCCGACGGCAUCAGAAUUCCGGGCGGCAAGCCGCUCUACCCCCUAUCCACGCUUUAAAUCUUCACGUCCAGUGCGGCCCAUAACUGACCCAAUCGAGGAUGACAAUGAAUCGCCUUCCGCGGAGAUUCGCGGAGCUGCCAUCAAGAAGUCGCCGCAUACGACAACGGGAUCUAGCGGUGGAGCUAUCGGCACCAGCGACAGCAACCUGGGGGAGUCUUGGCGGAUGAACUUGAUGGGGGAUGAGGACGACAGUGGUGGGGGGGAAGAAGGAGAGAAUGUCGACGAGAUUGCUGGGAAUGCAGGGGUCUUAGGGCUCAUCCAGCAAUUUCAGAAGGUCAGCAAGGACAACCGGGGACGGACCACGGUUGGAAUAUAAGCCCAUAAGCUUCCCUACCCCUACACCGUCUAGUUAGUUUUAAGUGACCAGUAUGGAAGUUUGAGGUCUUUCCAUAACUUGCCGAAGAGUGUCUAUUUGAGUGUAUAUACAUGCUACCCAGCUUGGCAUACCUGUGGUGCAGAUUAGGAACGGUAUUUUGGGAUGGCUACGGGCUGCCCGUAGAAGUUGCAUAAAUAUAUGGAUGCAUAAAC